AUGUCUGACCCUCCUAUUGACCCUGAUCAAUUUUCCCGAGAGGGUUCAAUCACCAAAACCUACUACCGAGACGUCUACCCUGCCAUUGACCCAUCCAAGCCAGAAUUCUCUCAGAAAGACAAAGUGACAAUUAUCACAGGCGCAGGAAAGGGAAUUGGAAGAGCAAUUGCACGAAGCCACGCAGAGUCUGGCGUGAAGGGAUUGGUCCUCAUUACCUUAUCCGAGUCCUCUGCAGCGGAGACCAAAAGCAUCAUCCAAGCAGAGUUCCCCUCGGUCGAGAUUCUCACGCUUCCCACCGACAUUGCUGAUGAAAAGGCCGUGUCCCGAAGCUUCGACGCCAUCAAAGACACAUUCGGAACGGCUCACACCCUAGUCAACAACGCUGGAGUUUUUGCGCCUGGUGCCCCGAUUGCGGAAUCCGAUUCAGCCACUUGGUGGAGCGACUUUGAAAUCAACGUGCGCGGUACAUACCAUGUGACCGCGGCCUUCUUGCGUUUGACCGCACAAACACCAGAGGUUAAGCCCACGGUGGUAAACCUGAUCAGCACAAUCGCGUUGACACCUCCGACACUGAGCAGUUACUUCAUCAGCAAGCUAGGCGUGGCCAAGCUAACUGAGUUUGUCACCGUCGAAAACCCCCACGUCACGGCCUAUAGUCUGUCACCGGGUAUUGUCUUGACGAGCAUGACGCUGGAUUCGUUCAAACCAUUUGCCAAGGACACAGCUGAGCUCACUGGUGCUGUGACGGUAUACCUGGCGGCUAAACGCCCCGAGUAUCUUAGCGGCCGCCACCUAUCCGUCAACUGGGAUUUGGAAGAAUUGGAGACCCGCCAGUCUGAGUUCUCUUCUUCGAAUAAGUUGAAAAUUGGUCAAUUCGUUUGA
Messenger RNA from Penicillium verhagenii, 882 nucleotides. Its product is annotated as SDR family NAD(P)-dependent oxidoreductase. NCBI's taxonomy places the organism in Eukaryota, Fungi, Ascomycota, Eurotiomycetes, Eurotiales, Aspergillaceae. The transcript has 3 exons. Gene Ontology annotation, molecular function: oxidoreductase activity, acting on the CH-OH group of donors, NAD or NADP as acceptor. The coding region runs from base 1 to 882 and encodes 293 amino acids. The record is from RefSeq and is a predicted model, not a curated record.